Messenger RNA from Schistosoma intercalatum, 21038 nucleotides. The record is from the annotation of a GenBank genome assembly. Lineage: Eukaryota; Metazoa; Platyhelminthes; Trematoda; Strigeidida; Schistosomatidae.
AUUGUGUAGCAAAUACAUUCAAAUGGCGGUUAGCAGAGAUUAACUAGGAAGGAGAACGAUCAUUAUUUCGUGUUUUUAUUUCUUCUUUAAGAAGAAAACAAAUUUCAUCCAUUCAAUAUUGGUUAACAAAGGAAGGAAACAAUAAGAAAGACUAUGAUAAAUAUCAACUAUUUACAAUUUAAUCUUAUUCGAAUGACAAUAUUCAACAAUCAGCAUUGUAAUAGUAUUUAGAUAUAAAUUUAAAAAAAUAUUUAUUUGCAUCUAGUUUUUGUUUUUGUAUGUGUUUGUUUGUUUCUUACCUCUUUCUUUUAUUCAAUUAUUAUACAUAUUUAUUGAUACAAGACUAUAACUAAUUCUCGUCCUGGGAUUACUGUUAGUUACGCUGAUACUAUACAUCAACUUUGACAAUAAUAUUCGUAUACGCUACAAUCAAUCAAUCAAUCAAUCUAGUUAGAAUUACGCUCCAGUUUUUUAAAAUUUUUCUUUGUCGUUUGAAUCAUUCCUCUGUUCAAUAUUCAAUAGUUAACUAAUAAUAUACUUGGAAAUAAAUGGCUACUGAAAGUCUUCAAGCUCGACUAACUGAAUUCGAGCGUCAAGCUCGUGGUGUGUGCAUAGGUGUAAAUCAUUUAGCACUUGACAGUGAACGUGUUAGACAAGCUGAAUUAUUACAAAAAAUUAUACAACUAGAAAAAGAUAUUCAACAAUCUAGCGCACAAAAAUCACAUUUACCUGACGCAGCAGCUGAGAUUCGUGAUGAUGUGAAAAAUAAUACAUCAGCAUUACGUUAUUUAGAAACAAUAUCACAAUUGGAGAAUUCAUUUACAGUUCUAACAGAAAAUGUCACUGAAACCUCUGUACAAUUAAGUGCUCCUAAAGAAUUAAAAGAUGAAGUUCAUGUGAAAAAAGAAUUAACUAGUAAUGUGAAAAGUUGUUGGACAUAUGUUUCUCAAUUGGCCCGAUUAAGUCAAGUACAUAUUAGGAAUGCUGCUGAAUAUCAUCAGUUUCAUCAUGCAGUUAAUGAAGCUGAAGCCAGUUUGAAAGCACGUGUACGGAUGACAGAACCGAGAAAUUCAAGAGCAUUACCUGCAACUUUGAAAAAUUGUACAAUUUUGGCCAAUGAAUUGAGAGAACAUCUUAAUCAUAUGAUUCAUUUAUGGGGUCGAUCAGGCAAUUUGCUUGAAGAAAGCCGACGUAUUGUCCCUGUUCACUUAAGACUAGGUGGUGUUAUUGAUGGUCUGAGUACUAAUACAGAAUCCGCUAGUCCAGUUAUGGCUCGUAUGUUAACUUCAUUGACAGGACCAAAUUAUGAAUUAAAAGAAGGUGAAGAAGUACGCGUUAUUUCGAAUAAAGAUGAUCAACACUUUUGGACAGUGCAAACAAAUAAUGGUAUAGUGAAAAUACCAUCUGUUUGUUUAUGGAUAAGUGAUCCAGAUUUGGAAGCUGUAAAACGAUCAGUGAUACUUCGUGAAAAAUGUAUUGAAUCAUGGGAUUUACUUGUGGAAAGAUCACGUGAACGACUAAGAUCAUAUUACAGUUGUUUAUUAAAUCAAAUGGCAGAAAAUGGAGAUAUUCAAUAUCAGCAUAAAAUAGCUAUGGAUAAUUUUCUGGAAGAUUUAAGAGGUCUUCUAUUACCUAAUGAUACAAGAGCAGUUGAAUUAAAUCAAGCUAUAUAUGCAUUUACAGAGAGAUUAAAAAUGACAGAUAUUAGUCGACAACGUAGUUCACAUGGCGGAGUAGUUUUAAGAGAACAAGAUAUUGUUUGUAUGCAUAGUCCAUUGUUAAGACUACGUGAUCAUGAACGGCAAAUGGACCAUUUACGUGCACAAUCUGAACUGGCUGGAACUCAUAUGACAAAUUAUUUACGUGAAAUCGAUGCAGAUCAAAAACGAGUUGAUCAUGAAUUAUCGUUGAUAGAUCAGUUACAACAUGAGAGUCAGUCUCAGUUGGAUCAAUUGAUAAAUCGUGUGAAAAGAUGGAGUAGCCGAUAUGAACAUGAACCGAAUGUUGAUUCUAGUAUAACCAAUUCUAGAAUAAGUUCUAGUUUAAAAUCUAGUACAAUAUCUGACAAUUGGACAGGUAAUAAUCAAAUGUAUCCAUUAGAUGCAAGAUCACCUCAAUCUAUAGUGAGAGAAACAUCACGAUUAUCGUCUAGAACAAGAUCAGAAUCAAUUCCAUGUCCAGUACUUGAUGCUAUUACACAAAUUGGUGUUACAACCAAAACAUCAGGGACUCAAAUUUCUGAUGACGACGGUGAUGGUGGUCGUAAUAAAAUAGAUUUAUGUGUAUCUAAAAGACAAUUUGUGCCAGCGACGAUUCCUGAAAGAAAACAAGUAAGAAAUGCAAUAACUCAAAUUGGAGUUUCAAAAGUCGAUGCAGGCACACAAGAUGACUAUCAUGGAUACAGUCCUAAGCGUUCAGUUAAAGAAGUAUUAUGUCAAAUAGGUCAAAUUACAGCGAAUGCUUCAUGUCAGACAUUAGAACAUUACAAGCUGCAACAAACGCUUAAAAAGCCAACUUUGGAUGCGAUAGUUCAAUCUGGUGUUAUCACUAAGAAUAAUUCCACUCAGUCGGAAAGCAUCACGGAAACCGUUGUUAAAAUGGACGUACCUGAAUCACAAAAAGGUGCACGAAAAUACAGCGUACUAGAUGCUAUCUGUCAAAUAGGACAGGUUACACAAACAAUUGGAACACAAAUAGAAAUAGAGAAUACAGAAAGAAAUAAGAAAAAUCUUGGAGUACAAGCAGAAAUCAAAAAUGUAUGGCAACACCCAGUGAAAACAACUGAAGCCGCAUGUCAAAUAGGUAGGAUAACGAUAAACGCAAGUACGGAGAUGUCAUCAAUGCUCAUCAGUAAUGAACAAAUUAUAAGACAAGAUAUGAAGAAAAGUGAUAUAAUGUGUCAAAUAGGACAGGUUCAAAUAGCACAAUCAACACAGGCCGACUUAAUUAAGCAUAUGUCACGCAAACCAUCGUCCGAUGUAGUAUGUCAAGUAGGAAGUGUUAUGGAAUCUUCAGGGAUCCAGAUAGAUGAACCUCACAAAACUUCAAUGUUACUAACGGGAACUCAAAGUGCCAAAACACCAACAUACACUAAGGAGAUUCAAACAGAUAUGGGAUUCCGAGUGGAACCGAAGUUUGUGUCGAAGGCUGUCAACGAUGUUAUAUGUCAGGUUGGUCAGGUAAACCAUGAAGUAUCCACACAGUCAGUUGAACAUGUCACCGCUAGACCAGCAUACAAGGAUACUGGCAUUGACCCGAUUCACGUGUGGGAAAAGAAGAUGGCCAACGAUGUCGUCACACAAACAGGGAUUGUCCACACAUCGAAAAUAACACAAGCUGAACUAAUACAAGAACAACCGGUCUAUGUGAAGCCAAUAGAAACACAGGAUGUACCGAUAACAUCGUACAAAGAAACCGUAGAUGCCUACCAACAGGCCGACUUAAUUAAGCAUAUGUCACGCAAACCAUCGUCCGAUGUAGUAUGUCAAGUAGGAAGUGUUAUGGAAUCUUCAGGGAUCCAGAUAGAUGAACCUCACAAAACUUCAAUGUUACUAACGGGAACUCAAAGUGCCAAAACACCAACAUACACUAAGGAGAUUCAAACAGAUAUGGGAUUCCGAGUGGAACCGAAGUUUGUGUCGAAGGCUGUCAACGAUGUUAUAUGUCAGGUUGGUCAGGUAAACCAUGAAGUAUCCACACAGUCAGUUGAACAUGUCACCGCUAGACCAGCAUACAAGGAUACUGGCAUUGACCCGAUUCACGUGUGGGAAAAGAAGAUGGCCAACGAUGUCGUCACACAAACAGGGAUUGUCCACACAUCGAAAAUAACACAAGCUGAACUAAUACAAGAACAACCGGUCUAUGUGAAGCCAAUAGAAACACAGGAUGUACCGAUAACAUCGUACAAAGAAACCGUAGAUGCCUACCAACAGGCCGACUUAAUUAAGCAUAUGUCACGCAAACCAUCGUCCGAUGUAGUAUGUCAAGUAGGAAGUGUUAUGGAAUCUUCAGGGAUCCAGAUAGAUGAACCUCACAAAACUUCAAUGUUACUAACGGGAACUCAAAGUGCCAAAACACCAACAUACACUAAGGAGAUUCAAACAGAUAUGGGAUUCCGAGUGGAACCGAAGUUUGUGUCGAAGGCUGUCAACGAUGUUAUAUGUCAGGUUGGUCAGGUAAACCAUGAAGUAUCCACACAGUCAGUUGAACAUGUCACCGCUAGACCAGCAUACAAGGAUACUGGCAUUGACCCGAUUCACGUGUGGGAAAAGAAGAUGGCCAACGAUGUCGUCACACAAACAGGGAUUGUCCACACAUCGAAAAUAACACAAGCUGAACUAAUACAAGAACAACCGGUCUAUGUGAAGCCAAUGGAAACACAGGAUGUACCGAUAACAUCGUACAAAGAAACCGUAGAUGCCUACCAACAGGCCGACUUAAUUAAGCAUAUGUCACGCAAACCAUCGUCCGAUGUAGUAUGUCAAGUAGGAAGUGUUAUGGAAUCUUCAGGGAUCCAGAUAGAUGAACCUCACAAAACUUCAAUGUUACUAACGGGAACUCAAAGUGCCAAAACACCAACAUACACUAAGGAGAUUCAAACAGAUAUGGGAUUCCGAGUGGAACCGAAGUUUGUGUCGAAGGCUGUCAACGAUGUUAUAUGUCAGGUUGGUCAGGUAAACCAUGAAGUAUCCACACAGUCAGUUGAACAUGUCACCGCUAGACCAGCAUACAAGGAUACUGGCAUUGACCCGAUUCACGUGUGGGAAAAGAAGAUGGCCAACGAUGUCGUCACACAAACAGGGAUUGUCCACACAUCGAAAAUAACACAAGCUGAACUAAUACAAGAACAACCGGUCUAUGUGAAGCCAAUAGAAACACAGGAUGUACCGAUAACAUCGUACAAAGAAACCGUAGAUGCCUACCAACAGGCCGACUUAAUUAAGCAUAUGUCACGCAAACCAUCGUCCGAUGUAGUAUGUCAAGUAGGAAGUGUUAUGGAAUCUUCAGGGAUCCAGAUAGAUGAACCUCACAAAACUUCAAUGUUACUAACGGGAACUCAAAGUGCCAAAACACCAACAUACACUAAGGAGAUUCAAACAGAUAUGGGAUUCCGAGUGGAACCGAAGUUUGUGUCGAAGGCUGUCAACGAUGUUAUAUGUCAGGUUGGUCAGGUAAACCAUGAAGUAUCCACACAGUCAGUUGAACAUGUCACCGCUAGACCAGCAUACAAGGAUACUGGCAUUGACCCGAUUCACGUGUGGGAAAAGAAGAUGGCCAACGAUGUCGUCACACAAACAGGGAUUGUCCACACAUCGAAAAUAACACAAGCUGAACUAAUACAAGAACAACCGGUCUAUGUGAAGCCAAUAGAAACACAGGAUGUACCGAUAACAUCGUACAAAGAAACCGUAGAUGCCUACCAACAGGCCGACUUAAUUAAGCAUAUGUCACGCAAACCAUCGUCCGAUGUAGUAUGUCAAGUAGGAAGUGUUAUGGAAUCUUCAGGGAUCCAGAUAGAUGAACCUCACAAAACUUCAAUGUUACUAACGGGAACUCAAAGUGCCAAAACACCAACAUACACUAAGGAGAUUCAGACAGAUAUGGGAUUCCGAGUGGAACCGAAGUUUGUGUCGAAGGCUGUCAACGAUGUUAUAUGUCAGGUUGGUCAGGUAAACCAUGAAGUAUCCACACAGUCAGAGAUUCCUUCAAUAAUUUCAGUGGGAGUAGAUCCAAGACCAGAAGGUGCUGUAAGGCACCUAGGUUCAUACCAGGUGCCACCAAACACAGAUCGUCAAAGCAGACAAGUACAGGCAGAUAUCAAACAGGCAUUUAAACAUAUAAAUAUGCAAACAGACGAGAUAACUAGAGAAAAUUUAAUAUCGACGAACUUAGUGAGGGCGAAACAGAAAGAAACAUUUGAGGUAACGACUCAAUUCGGUAUAUUAACAAAAAAUAAAGACGUUGAAACAUUCGUAAAAUGUAGUUCAAAAGAAACGCAAACCAUAGAAAGUUCACCAGAAGCUGAAGUAAAAAUGAGGAGCCAACAAACGUUCACUCGAAUAAGAAGUAAAAAUUAUGACGUACAAACACAGUCAGGGACGAUAAAUAUUUCCCAAGCAUUCCAGACAUUAUUAGAUUACAAGCCAACAACAGAAAAACGAUCAACUGGAAUGCAGCACGAAAUGGAUUUCAGAGUGGUGCAAACUACGCAACAUGAACCACAAACACAAGAAACACCGACACAAACUGAGCGAGUGACAUUAAAAGAUGAACAAUCAUUUACGCCAUUCAAAUUGAAAACAUACGAUGUUCAGACUCAGUUUGGAAGUAUGCUUAAGACACAGGCAGCACAAACGCCAGGUGAACAGAGACCCGUCGUCGAAAUGAAAGACAUGAUUACACAACACGAGAAAAGUCCAGAACCAAUUGUACACAAAAAAUUACAAGCAAUGGUACAACCGACCACCAUUAACACAGAGACUCAGACGAUGGAAGAGAGACCACCACCAGUUAUCUUACCACCAAAGUUAUUCGACGUCCAAACACAAUCAGGAUCAGUGACGAUAGAUUCAGAAACACAAACACCACUAGAACGUAGGCCAGUGGUCGAGACCAGAGAUGCAAGUGUACAUCAAGAAACAAAACCUGUUCAAUCAAUUCCCAAGAAGUUACAGGCUACAGUCGUCCCACCACUUGAAAACAUGGCUACACAAACAGAUUUAUUAGCACAACCUGUUGUCAUGCCCAUGGUGAAAACUACGCAUCAUGAACCACAAACACAAGAAACACCGACACAAACUGAGCGAGUGACAUUAAAAGAUGAACAAUCAUUUACGCCAUUCAAAUUGAAAACAUACGAUGUUCAGACUCAGUUUGGAAGUAUGCUUAAGACACAGGCAGCACAAACGCCAGGUGAACAGAGACCCGUCGUCGAAAUGAAAGACAUGAUUACACAACACGAGAAAAGUCCAGAACCAAUUGUACACAAAAAAUUACAAGCAAUGGUACAACCGACCACCAUUAACACAGAGACUCAGACGAUGGAAGAGAGACCACCACCAGUUAUCUUACCACCAAAGUUAUUCGACGUCCAAACACAAUCAGGAUCAGUGACGAUAGAUUCAGAAACACAAACACCACUAGAACGUAGGCCAGUAAUUGAAAUGAAAGAGUUGCUUACACAACACGAGAAACGUCCAGAACCAAUUGUACACAAAAAAUUACAAGCAAUGGUACAACCGACCACCAUUAACACAGAGACUCAGACGAUGGAAGAGAGACCACCACCAGUUAUCUUACCACCAAAGUUAUUCGACGUCCAAACACAAUCAGGAUCAGUGACGAUAGAUUCAGAAACACAAACACCACUAGAACGUAGGCCAGUGGUCGAGACCAGAGAUGCAAGUGUACAUCAAGAAACAAAACCUGUUCAAUCAAUUCCCAAGAAGUUACAGGCUACAGUCGUCCCACCACUUGAAAACAUGGCUACACAAACAGAUUUAUUAGCACAACCUGUUGUCAUGCCCAUGGUGAAAACUACGCAUCAUGAACCACAAACACAAGAAACACCGACACAAACUGAGCGAGUGACAUUAAAAGAUGAACAAUCAUUUACGCCAUUCAAAUUGAAAACAUACGAUGUUCAGACUCAGUUUGGAAGUAUGCUUAAGACACAGGCAGCACAAACGCCAGGUGAACAGAGACCCGUCGUCGAAAUGAAAGACAUGAUUACACAACACGAGAAAAGUCCAGAACCAAUUGUACACAAAAAAUUACAAGCAAUGGUACAACCGACCACCAUUAACACAGAGACUCAGACGAUGGAAGAGAGACCACCACCAGUUAUCUUACCACCAAAGUUAUUCGACGUCCAAACACAAUCAGGAUCAGUGACGAUAGAUUCAGAAACACAAACACCACUAGAACGUAGGCCAGUAAUUGAAAUGAAAGAGUUGCUUACACAACACGAGAAACGUCCAGAACCAAUUGUACACAAAAAAUUACAAGCAAUGGUACAACCGACCACCAUUAACACAGAGACUCAGACGAUGGAAGAGAGACCACCACCAGUUAUCUUACCACCAAAGUUAUUCGACGUCCAAACACAAUCAGGAUCAGUGACGAUAGAUUCAGAAACACAAACACCACUAGAACGUAGGCCAGUGGUCGAGACCAGAGAUGCAAGUGUACAUCAAGAAACAAAACCUGUUCAAUCAAUUCCCAAGAAGUUACAGGCUACAGUCGUCCCACCACUUGAAAACAUGGCUACACAAACAGAUUUAUUAGCACAACCUGUUGUCAUGCCCAUGGUGAAAACUACGCAUCAUGAACCACAAACACAAGAAACACCGACACAAACUGAGCGAGUGACAUUAAAAGAUAAACAAUCAUUUACGCCAUUCAAAUUGAAAACAUACGAUGUUCAGACUCAGUUUGGAAGUAUGCUUAAGACACAGGCAGCACAAACGCCAGGUGAACAGAGACCCGUCGUCGAAAUGAAAGACAUGAUUACACAACACGAGAAAAGUCCAGAACCAAUUGUACACAAAAAAUUACAAGCAAUGGUACAACCGACCACCAUUAACACAGAGACUCAGACGAUGGAAGAGAGACCACCACCAGUUAUCUUACCACCAAAGUUAUUCGAUGUCCAAACACAAUCAGGAUCAGUGACGAUAGAUUCAGAAACACAAACACCACUAGAACGUAGGCCAGUAAUUGAAAUGAAAGAGUUGCUUACACAACACGAAAAACGUCCAGAGCCAAUUGUACACAAAAAAUUACAAGCAAUGGUACAACCGACCACCAUUAACACAGAGACUCAGACGAUGGAAGAGAGACCACCACCAGUUAUCUUACCACCAAAGUUAUUCGACGUCCAAACACAAUCAGGAUCAGUGACGAUAGAUUCAGAAACACAAACACCACUAGAACGUAGGCCAGUGGUCGAGACCAGAGAUGCAAGUGUACAUCAAGAAACAAAACCUGUUCAAUCAAUUCCCAAGAAGUUACAGGCUACAGUCGUCCCACCACUUGAAAACAUGGCUACACAAACAGAUUUAUUAGCACAACCUGUUGUCAUGCCCAUGGUGAAAACUACGCAUCAUGAACCACAAACACAAGAAACACCGACACAAACUGAGCGAGUGACAUUAAAAGAUGAACAAUCAUUUACGCCAUUCAAAUUGAAAACAUACGAUGUUCAGACUCAGUUUGGAAGUAUGCUUAAGACACAGGCAGCACAAACGCCAGGUGAACAGAGACCCGUCGUCGAAAUGAAAGACAUGAUUACACAACACGAGAAAAGUCCAGAACCAAUUGUACACAAAAAAUUACAAGCAAUGGUACAACCGACCACCAUUAACACAGAGACUCAGACGAUGGAAGAGAGACCACCACCAGUUAUCUUACCACCAAAGUUAUUCGACGUCCAAACACAAUCAGGAUCAGUGACGACAGAUUCAGAAACACAAACACCACACGAACAGAAACUUAUCCCAGAUAUAAAGAAUGUGAGUGUAUCUCAUGAGUCACAUCAUGUACAAACAGUAAACAAGAAACUUCAAGCUGUGGUAUACAAUCCAUCUGACGAUGUGUGUUUGCAAACCGAAGAGGUAAGCGUACAACCUGUCAGACCCGUUGCUCAGGUGUUUUCUCGAGCUCCGCAAGUUGCACAUAAGCAAACACAAGCAGAAUGUCUGAAGGUCAAUAUAAAAACAUUUGAUAUACAAGCACAAUCAGGGAUGGUAGUCAAGACACAGUCAACACAAACUAUUCUAGAAGAACAACCAGUAUUCCAUACUGCAGACGUCAGUGUGAUUCAUAGUGAAAAAUCACAUUCACUGGUGAACAAAAAACUUCAGGUAAACAUGCGUCAAUCAGUUGACAACACAAGCACACAGACUGAUCCGAUGACUCAAGUCCCGACUGUAUUACCGAAAACCACGUUCGAUGUUGUGACUCAGUCUGGUACUAUCCACUGUGCACAGUCAGUUCAGACCAUUCCAGAGGAACGACCAGUAUUCCAUACUGCAGACGUCAGUGUGAUUCAUAGUGAAAAAUCACCUUCAUUAGUAGGCAAGAAGGUUCAGGCAACAAUGUGUCAAUCAGUUGACAACACAAGCACACAGACUGAUCCGAUGACUCAAGUCCCGACUGUAUUACCGAAAACCACGUUCGAUGUUGUGACUCAGUCUGGUACUAUCCACUGUGCACAGUCAGUUCAGACCAUUCCAGAGGAACGACCAGUAUUCCAUACUGCAGACGUCAGUGUGAUUCAUAGUGAAAAAUCACCUUCAUUAGUAGGCAAGAAGGUUCAGGCAACAAUGCGUCAAUCGGUUGACAACACAAGCACACAGACUGAUCCGAUGACUCAAGUCCCGACUGUAUUACCGAAAACCACGUUCGAUGUUGUGACUCAGUCUGGUACUAUCCACUGUGCACAGUCAGUUCAGACCAUUCCAGAGGAACGACCAGUAUUCCAUACUGCAGACGUCAGUGUGAUUCAUAGUGAAAAAUCACAUUCACUGGUGAACAAAAAACUUCAGGUAAACAUGCGUCAAUCAGUUGACAACACAAGCACACAGACUGAUCCGAUGACUCAAGUCCCGACUGUAUUACCGAAAACCACGUUCGAUGUUGUGACUCAGUCUGGUACUAUCCACUGUGCACAGUCAGUUCAGACCAUUCCAGAGGAACGACCAGUAUUCCAUACUGCAGACGUCAGUGUGAUUCAUAGUGAAAAAUCACCUUCAUUAGUAGGCAAGAAGGUUCAGGCAACAAUGCGUCAAUCAGUUGACAACACAAGCACACAGACUGAUCCGAUGACUCAAGUCCCGACUGUAUUACCGAAAACCACGUUCGAUGUUGUGACUCAGUCUGGUACUAUCCACUGUGCACAGUCAGUUCAGACUAUUCCAGAGGAACGACCCGUAUACAACACUGUCGGUGUAGGAGUUGAUCAUACUGGGAAAUUGCAGCCCGUGUUAUACGAGAACGUUCAGGCAACAAUGCGUCAAUCAGUUGACAACACAAGCACACAGACUGAUCCGAUGACUCAAGUCCCGACUGUAUUACCGAAAACCACGUUCGAUGUUGUGACUCAGUCUGGUACUAUCCAAUGUGCACAGUCAGUUCAGACCAUUCCAGAGGAACGACCAGUAUUCCAUACUGCAGACGUUAGUGUGAUUCAUAGUGAAAAAUCACCUUCAUUAGUAGGCAAGAAGGUUCAGGCAACAAUGCGUCAAUCAGUUGACAACACAAGCACACAGACUGAUCCGAUGACUCAAGUCCCGACUGUAUUACCGAAAACCACGUUCGAUGUUGUGACUCAGUCUGGUACUAUCCAAUGUGCACAGUCAGUUCAGACCAUUCCAGAGGAACGACCAGUAUUCCAUACUGCAGACGUCAGUGUGAUUCAUAGUGAAAAAUCACAUUCACUGGUGAACAAAAAACUUCAGGUAAACAUGCGUCAAUCAGUUGACAACACAAGCACACAGACUGAUCCGAUGACUCAAGUCCCGACUGUAUUACCGAAAACCACGUUCGAUGUUGUGACUCAGUCUGGUACUAUCCACUGUGCACAGUCAGUUCAGACUAUUCCAGAGGAACGACCCGUAUACAACACUGUCGGUGUAGGAGUUGAUCAUACUGGGAAAUUGCAGCCCGUGUUAUACGAGAACGUUCAGGCAACAAUGCGUCAAUCAGUUGACAACACAAGCACACAGACUGAUCCGAUGACUCAAGUCCCGACUGUAUUACCGAAAACCACGUUCGAUGUUGUGACUCAGUCUGGUACUAUCCACUGUGCACAGUCAGUUCAGACCAUUCCAGAGGAACGACCAGUAUUCCAUACUGCAGACGUCAGUGUGAUUCAUAGUGAAAAAUCACCUUCAUUAGUAGGCAAGAAGGUUCAGGCAACAAUGCGUCAAUCAGUUGACAACACAAGCACACAGACUGAUCCGAUGACUCAAGUCCCGACUGUAUUACCGAAAACCACGUUCGAUGUUGUGACUCAGUCUGGUACUAUCCACUGUGCACAGUCAGUUCAGACCAUUCCAGAGGAACGACCCGUAUACAACACUGUCGGUGUAGGAGUUGAUCAUACUGGGAAAUUGCAGCCCGUGUUAUACGAGAACGUUCAGGCAACAAUGCGUCAAUCAGUUGACAACACAAGCACACAGACUGAUCCGAUGACUCAAGUCCCGACUGUAUUACCGAAAACCACGUUCGAUGUUGUGACUCAGUCUGGUACUAUCCACUGUGCACAGUCAGUUCAGACCAUUCCAGAGGAACGACCAGUAUUCCAUACUGCAGACGUCAGUGUGAUUCAUAGUGAAAAAUCACCUUCAUUAGUAGGCAAGAAGGUUCAGGCAACAAUGCGUCAAUCAGUUGACAACACAAGCACACAGACUGAUCCGAUGACUCAAGUCCCGACUGUAUUACCGAAAACCACGUUCGAUGUUGUGACUCAGUCCGGUACUCUGUCUCUUACUGUUGGUUGUCAAGCUGUUCUUAUGUCGGAAGAUUUUUUGAUGAAAGAUGUUGCCGUUGCUUAUGUCAGAUCGGUCAAUUCUUGUUUCUCUAAAGCUGUCGAAGCUAGCAUACAAGUUGAAAGUAAAAACGUUGAAAUACAGUGUCUGAUAAAGGAUGAAAGUGUAAUUAAUAUUCGGAAUGCAGAAGCUCAAUUCGACGUACUUUGUCGUCAGGAAGAAACUCAAACAUUUAGUUUACCUUCAACAACUACAAGGGAAGGAAGUGUUCAGCACGCACCAACGACUACACAAAUAAUAAAUAAAAAGCUACAAGUAACUAUUUCCCAGUCAGUUCGAGAGGCAGCCGCGCAGACAUACGAAUCAAUACCAGUCGUAACAGUACCCACGAUGCAAAGAAUUCAUCACUCUGUACAGACACAUGAAAUAUCAUCACAAACUGACAGUCCAGAAUUUUUUGAUCGUCAGUCCUACGCGCGAAUCAAAUCUCAAACAAAUGAUGUAGAAAUACAAUCAGGAAUCAUUUGCAAAUCACAGGGAUUGCAGACAAAAUUAGAGCAUAAAACAUUCGGAAUGACGAAAGAAACUAGUACACAGUAUGAAGCAGUACAAAGAACAAUGAUAAAUAUAGAUAUUCAGGCAGAUGCUCAACAUCCAGUGUACAAUACUUACGUCCAAACAGAUGAAAGUCAACUGAUAAAUAUCAGGCAGAAACACCAGACGAAUGUACAGACACAAUCAGGAAUCAUUCAAAAAGAACAGGGAGCACAAACACUAGAAGAGGUCCACACCACAGUGAACAAGACCGACGCUAGUGUAACUCAUGAACUCAAAAAUCGACGAAUUAACAAGAAGUUGCAAGCAACAAUAAUGUCUCAAAUGAAAGACGAAGUCAUACAAACAGAAUUAGUAGGAACCUCUGCACAUCCAACACCGACAAACCCUACAUUUGAUGUGCAAACACAAUCGGGAUCAGUGAAGAUAGAUUCAGAAACACAAACACCACACGAACAGAAACUUAUCCCAGAUAUAAAGAAUGUGAGUGUAUCUCAUGAGUCACAUCAUGUACAAACAGUAAACAAGAAACUUCAAGCUGUGGUAUACAAUCCAUCUGACGAUGUGUGUUUGCAAACCGAAGAGGUAAGCGUACAACCUGUCAGACCCGUUGCUCAGGUGUUUUCUCGAGCUCCGCAAGUUGCACAUAAGCAAACACAAGCAGAAUGUCUGAAGGUCAAUAUAAAAACAUUUGAUAUACAAGCACAAUCAGGGAUGGUAGUCAAGACACAGUCAACACAAACUAUUCUAGAAGAACAACCAGUAUUCCAUACUGCAGACGUCAGUGUGAUUCAUAGUGAAAAAUCACAUUCACUGGUGAACAAAAAACUUCAGGUAAACAUGCGUCAAUCAGUUGACAACACAAGCACACAGACUGAUCCGAUGACUCAAGUCCCGACUGUAUUACCGAAAACCACGUUCGAUGUUGUGACUCAGUCUGGUACUAUCCACUGUGCACAGUCAGUUCAGACUAUUCCAGAGGAACGACCCGUAUACAACACUGUCGGUGUAGGAGUUGAUCAUACUGGGAAAUUGCAGCCCGUGUUAUACGAGAACGUUCAGGCAACAAUGCGUCAAUCAGUUGACAACACAAGCACACAGACUGAUCCGAUGACUCAAGUCCCGACUGUAUUACCGAAAACCACGUUCGAUGUUGUGACUCAGUCUGGUACUAUCCACUGUGCACAGUCAGUUCAGACCAUUCCAGAAGAACGACCAGUAUUCCAUACUGCAGACGUCAGUGUGAUUCAUAGUGAAAAAUCACCUUCAUUAGUAGGCAAGAAGGUUCAGGCAACAAUGCGUCAAUCAGUUGACAACACAAGCACACAGACUGAUCCGAUGACUCAAGUCCCGACUGUAUUACCGAAAACCACGUUCGAUGUUGUGACUCAGUCUGGUACUAUCCACUGUGCACAGUCAGUUCAGACUAUUCCAGAGGAACGACCCGUAUACAACACUGUCGGUGUAGGAGUUGAUCAUACUGGGAAAUUGCAGCCCGUGUUAUACGAGAACGUUCAGGCAACAAUGCGUCAAUCAGUUGACAACACAAGCACACAGACUGAUCCGAUGACUCAAGUCCCGACUGUAUUACCGAAAACCACGUUCGAUGUUGUGACUCAGUCUGGUACUAUCCACUGUGCACAGUCAGUUCAGACCAUUCCAGAGGAACGACCAGUAUUCCAUACUGCAGACGUCAGUGUGAUUCAUAGUGAAAAAUCACCUUCAUUAGUAGGCAAGAAGGUUCAGGCAACAAUGCGUCAAUCAGUUGACAACACAAGCACACAGACUGAUCCGAUGAUUCAAGUCCCGACUGUAUUACCGAAAACCACGUUCGAUGUUGUGACUCAGUCUGGUACUAUCCACUGUGCACAGUCAGUUCAGACUAUUCCAGAGGAACGACCCGUAUACAACACUGUCGGUGUAGGAGUUGAUCAUACUGGGAAAUUGCAGCCCGUGUUAUACGAGAACGUUCAGGCAACAAUGCGUCAAUCAGUUGACAACACAAGCACACAGACUGAUCCGAUGACUCAAGUCCCGACUGUAUUACCGAAAACCACGUUCGAUGUUGUGACUCAGUCUGGUACUAUCCACUGUGCACAGUCAGUUCAGACCAUUCCAGAGGAACGACCAGUAUUCCAUACUGCAGACGUCAGUGUGAUUCAUAGUGAAAAAUCACCUUCAUUAGUAGGCAAGAAGGUUCAGGCAACAAUGCGUCAAUCAGUUGACAACACAAGCACACAGACUGAUCCGAUGACUCAAGUCCCGACUGUAUUACCGAAAACCACGUUCGAUGUUGUGACUCAGUCUGGUACUAUCCACUGUGCACAGUCAGUUCAGACCAUUCCAGAGGAACGACCAGUAUUCCAUACUGCAGACGUCAGUGUGAUUCAUAGUGAAAAAUCACCUUCAUUAGUAGGCAAGAAGGUUCAGGCAACAAUGCGUCAAUCAGUUGACAACACAAGCACACAGACUGAUCCGAUGACUCAAGUCCCGACUGUAUUACCGAAAACCACGUUCGAUGUUGUGACUCAGUCUGGUACUAUCCACUGUGCACAGUCAGUUCAGACUAUUCCAGAGGAACGACCCGUAUACAACACUGUCGGUGUAGGAGUUGAUCAUACUGGGAAAUUGCAGCCCGUGUUAUACGAGAACGUUCAGGCAACAAUGCGUCAAUCAGUUGACAACACAAGCACACAGACUGAUCCGAUGACUCAAGUCCCGACUGUAUUACCGAAAACCACGUUCGAUGUUGUGACUCAGUCUGGUACUAUCCAAUGUGCACAGUCAGUUCAGACCAUUCCAGAGGAACGACCAGUAUUCCAUACUGCAGACGUCAGUGUGAUUCAUAGUGAAAAAUCACCUUCAUUAGUAGGCAAGAAGGUUCAGGCAACAAUGCGUCAAUCAGUUGACAACACAAGCACACAGACUGAUCCGAUGACUCAAGUCCCGACUGUAUUACCGAAAACCACGUUCGAUGUUGUGACUCAGUCUGGUACUAUCCACUGUGCACAGUCAGUUCAGACCAUUCCAGAGGAACGACCAGUAUUCCAUACUGCAGACGUCAGUGUGAUUCAUAGUGAAAAAUCACCUUCAUUAGUAGGCAAGAAGGUUCAGGCAACAAUGCGUCAAUCAGUUGACAACACAAGCACACAGACUGAUCCGAUGACUCAAGUCCCGACUGUAUUACCGAAAACCACGUUCGAUGUUGUGACUCAGUCUGGUACUGUCCACUGUGCACAGUCAGUUCAGACCAUUCCAGAAGAACGACUACGAUUUGAUCAUGUUGAUGUGAGCGUUGAUCAUUUUGAAACUGUGCCUAUUGUUCGAUCAACAAUCUCAUCGACCAUGCAUACUCUUCCAAGCACUUCACAAUCAACACAAACCACACCUACUAAACUAGCUGAUACAUUCUGUCAAGCGACGUUAUCUUCUACAACAUACGAUGUCCAAAUUCAAUCUGGAGUAAUGCAUUCAAUAGAUGGGACACAGACUGUCGAUUUAAGGUCACCAAUUGAGAUGAAAGAAAUGAGUGUCGCACAUGAGAAGGAACGAACUGUUCUGAAAGGGAAGAAACUUCAGGUUCAUUGUGAUUCAACUGAUUUGGGAGUCCAAACAGAUCAAAUUACUCCCAUUGUUCGAUCAACAAUCUCAUCGACCAUGCAUACUCUUCCAAACACUUCACAAUCAACACAAACCACACCUACUAAACUAGCUGAUACAUUCUGUCAAGCGACGUUAUCUUCUACAACAUACGAUGUCCAAAUUCAAUCUGGAGUAAUGCAUUCAAUAGAUGGGACACAGACUGUCGAUUUAAGGUCACCAAUUGAGAUGAAAGAAAUGAGUGUCGCACAUGAGAAGGAACGAACUGUUCUGAAAGGGAAGAAACUUCAGGUUCAUUGUGAUUCAACUGAUUUGGGAGUCCAAACAGAUCAAAUUACUCCCAUUGUUCGAUCAACAAUCUCAUCGACCAUGCAUACUCUUCCAAACACUUCACAAUCAACACAAACCACACCUACUAAACUAGCUGAUACAUUCUGUCAAGCGACGUUAUCUUCUACAACAUACGAUGUCCAAAUUCAAUCUGGAGUAAUGCAUUCAAUAGAUGGGACACAGACUGUCGAUUUAAGGUCACCAAUUGAGAUGAAAGAAAUGAGUGUCGCACAUGAGAAGGAACGAACUGUUCUGAAAGGGAAGAAACUUCAGGUUCGUUGUGAUUCAACUGAUUUGGGAGUCCAAACAGAUCAAAUUACUCCCAUUGUUCGAUCAACAAUCUCAUCGACCAUGCAUACUCUUCCAAACACUUCACAAUCAACACAAACCACACCUACUAAACUAGCUGAUACAUUCUGUCAAGCGACGUUAUCUUCUACAACAUACGAUGUCCAAAUUCAAUCUGGAGUAAUGCAUUCAAUAGAUGGGACACAGACUGUCGAUUUAAGGUCACCAAUUGAGAUGAAAGAAAUGAGUGUCGCACAUGAGAAGGAACGAACUGUUCUGAAAGGGAAGAAACUUCAGGUUCAUUGUGAUUCAACUGAUUUGGGAGUCCAAACAGAUCACACUAUGUCUACUGUUCACUUGGACAGUAAAUUAACUCAAACUGCUUUAGUUCGUUAUACGGAUGUCUCAUGUCAGUAUACUGAACUCACGAAGCCUUCAUCAACUAGUCAUGCUGUAACGUCCAGAGUUGUUAGCAUUCAAACAGAUGUGCCUUUUUCAACAAACGUACGUGUGGAUCAACGAAACAAGAAAUUCCAAGUGAAUCUAAUAUCGCCUUCAUCACCAAAGACUCCAAUAAAUGUAGCCUCUAUAGGAACACAAACUUCAGAUUAUAGAUACCAGGAUAUAAGUAUUGAACAGGUUGAUAAAACAAUAGUUUCAUCAGUGGAUGCACAUGUGGUUCAUGAUUCAGCGUCUAAUGUGACAAACACUUCACAAGCAAUACCAAAAAUAAAAAUAGAUCAAGAGUGCCAAGUAAAAAUAACUCCUCAACAAUAUCAAAAGAAACUUCAGUAUGGUUCCUCAUUUUCUACAUUAAAAAAUACAUCUUCUCAAACUAUACAGGACAGUUGUCUUUAUGACCAUCAUAAAACUUCUUCGUCAUCAAGUAUUGGAGUUCAGGCAAGUAAUAUACGACCAGUAGUUACAGUAGAUACAGGGACUCAAGAAACAAGACCAAGUGAGACUUCUCCAUCACCUUUACAAGUUAAGAACAAAAAACUACAAGUCUACCCAUCUAAACUUGGUGAACAAGUAGAAGAAGAAUUUACACAUCCUCAAGAGACAAUCUCCAAAGGAAUGUCAACCUCAUUAACUGAGAUAACACAAACAGAUGAGUGUUUACUAAAAAAUAUUGAAUGUUUCAAGUGUAUAUCACGGGGAUAUGAUAAGAAAACGAUUGAUAAAGAUAUGCAAUCGGAAGAAAAAUCAAUAAGAACAAAACAAACAGCAUCCAGUACAGUGAAAUCAAAUUACUUUACACGUAUUCUCCAAAUGGAAACUAUUCCUGACAAGCCAAAAGCAUCAGACACAUCCGAUGUGCUGAAACUAUACAGAGAGUCCGGCUAUAGAGCUAGGGGUGAAUCAAAGAAUAUCCAAACUGAUACGUUUUUGUUGGGAAAUAUUCAAUUACCUGAAAGUAGGGAAGUUGAUAGCAUAGGAAAAAUUUCGAAAAAGACCACAAUUGUUCAGUUAGAAAAGUUAACUACGGAUAAGUGUGUAGAUACUAUGCCCUUUGAAAAAGGACUUAUAGAAUCUCAAAUAUCCUAUCAUGAUACCCAGAUAUCUGAAAGGAGAAAUAUAAAGUUACUAAAAGAAACACCAUGGUCAGAAGCACAAGUAUCAAAUGUUCUGCAAGAUAUUCAGUAUGAAAUAAGACAUCCUCAAAUAAUAGAUUCAAGUGGAAGUUACUCACCUCAACAAAAUUCAGUUGCAGUUAGUGCACGACCAACUACUCAUAUGCUUGCUCAUACAGAAUCAACAAGCAGAAAUGGAAAUGGAAAGGCUAAGACACCGUAUCAAUAUUUAAAACCAGAUGUUGUAAGUUGGGGAGUACAAUUCGCACCAGUGACACUUACUGGGGUAACGCAAACCACUGAAUCUUCGAAACAUAAGUUAACUAUCGAUUCACCAGUAAAUAUAGGUGUACAAACUGAUGCGAUUGAAGAUGACUAUUAUAUAAAAAGAGUUGUGACGACAAUAGCUAGGAAAGGUUUGUCAUCUUAUUGUCGUCGAGGUCCAGUAGCCAAAAGAAUUGUCGAACACACUGAUCUAUUGACAUCGAGUUUACCUAGUAACCUAGAUGAAGAGUUUGAUGAAGAAACAACAAUUGCACCAAGAACAACGAAGGUCACAACUAUGCAAAAACGUGGAGAUCGUCGAGUAGUACAUGAAGAGUUACUUACAGAAGACUAUAGGGAAAGAGGAAGUUCACUUGACUCUCAUGUAGCCCACGAACGGUUCCUGAGAGAAACACACCCACAGGAUAUCGAUUUGCAUGGAAUGCAUGAACAUGAGACAGGCAUAUAUACUGAUGCUGAAAUCUGUUUGCAGAAUUUACUGAAAGUUUGGGGAGAGCAAUACUUGCUUUCUAGAUUAAGAACGAUCGGUAGAUACUCAGAGCUUUCUGUUAGUCUUGAUCGAAGUAUACAUGCAGCAGAAAAAUCACGGCUAGUUGAAGCGAAGACACAGUUUACUUCAACGGGAAACUUAGUGAGUCAAAUCAGAAAUCUUGAGAACAUGGGAACACAGACUAGUGAUAUUCUCCUUACCACUCGACCUCCACAUAAAAAUAAACGGAUACAACGUGGUCGUAGCUUCAUUUCUGGAGGAACGAAUCAGCCACCACCGACGCGUAGUGGCUCGGUAGUAAGUCCACUGUCGCCGACUACCGAAGAACUGACAAGUCACCAUCGUCAGCACGGCAUAACAAGCAUGCAGACACGUACUUCUCAUCCAUUUAAUUUGGCCACUACCACAUUUACAGAGACUACACAAGAGCAAUCGACAUUCAGUAUUGAACAUACAAUACAGACUUAUAUAUGUCCAACAUGUGGGAGUCAAGCUAGUAUCCCAGUGACCGUUCAUUCACAAAUACAACCUCAAACACUUCCAAUAACGCAAUUAAAAGACGCCCAAUCACAAACUCGGUUUGUGGGGCAGAUGACAGCUGAUAAUAACUGCACAUAUCUACCAACUUACCUAAGUGAUGAGGAAGUAAUUCGCAUAAAUCAGAGCCAGAAAAUUGAAGACAGAGAAUUUUCGGUGGUGACAUGGCAUCCAGCAGAAAUACGAGAUACAGAACGCCGUAGGGAUAGCGACACAAGUAAUCAGAUACGAGAUGAAGUUUGGGUUGAUAGUCCUGGGAAACUGCUGGAACUCAAAAUAACUGGAGUAAUAGUACCUGGAACAAGCAAAAUCGUUAGCGCAAGUGAAGCGUUUUAUCGUGGUCUACUAAGAGUAGUAUACUGGGAUUAUGAAAAACUUGGACCUAGGCAAUCAUCAGUAGAUUCAACAGUUUCCAUACCACUGGCAGAUGCAGUGAUUUCUAAGGCAGUUCGGUUAGCUAGUGAUAGAAUAUCAACAGAAGCGCAGCCAUCAUUGGAUGCCAAAAUAGUUUGGAGAACACCAGAGAUACAACGAAGUAGGUAUCUAGUACAUUCAAUUAGACCUGAUGCAGGUCAAAACAAACAUAAUCCAAUUAAUCUGGACGUUGCAUCUGCAAUACGAGCUGGUCUAAUUGACAAAGAAACCGGUCGAAUGUUGUUUACACAUUCUGUUUACGAGUCACUAUUCAGUACUGAUUCACCGAUAAGUAAAAAAGGCGAUAGUAGCUCUGACCAAACUGAACGAUUGUCUGUCAGAGAAGCAAUUUUACGUGGAUUUUUAGUUGCAGAAUUAAUAGAACCAGAAUCAUCGUAUAUAACAAAGCAAAGCUUACCAUUUAUUGUCCCAAGCACAAGUUAUUCACACUCUCCAACUGAUGUUGACAUUUGA